Molecule: messenger RNA, 779 nt
Organism: Rubroshorea leprosula
Lineage: Eukaryota; Viridiplantae; Streptophyta; Magnoliopsida; Malvales; Dipterocarpaceae
Source: the annotation of a GenBank genome assembly
CUUGAAUUUCAAUUUUGAAUUGAAUUUGGUCUGCACUCUCUCUUCUCACCGACGGCAAUGAGAAGCGCCGCAAAUUUCAAAAGUUCUCGCUUCCCCCCUCUCCCAAAAUUCCUUAGAAUCUCAUUGUUGUUCCCUGAGAUGGCUCGUACUAAGCAAACAACCAGGAAGUCAACCGGAGGCCAGGCGCCGAGGAAGCAGCUUGCCACCAAGGCUGCUCGUAAAUCAGCACCGGCCACCGGAGGAGUGAAGAAGCCUCACCGUUUCAGGCCGGGAACUGUGGCUCUGAGAGAGAUCAGGAAAUGGAACACUGAAAAUGAGUCUCCAAACGGCCGUCUCUACUCCAUUUCAUCUAUCCUCAUGCUCCGGUUACAGCCUCAAUUUCAAUCCUCUUUUCUUCCCCAACCGGCAUCGUUCUUGCACCUGGCGUUUCAACCUGGUCCAGCGUAGAAACUUUAUGGUGGGAGUCUCAAGGAUAUUUCUGACCAAAGUUUGACUGGAGAACUGAUCCUUCUGUCAUAUCAAUGCCAUCACCUAAUGUUACUGGAUCACUGCACAUGGGGCGUGCAAUGUUUGUAACUCUUGAGGAUAUCAUGAGUAGGUACCAUCGCAUGAAGGGAAAAUCAACGCUUUGGCUUCCUGGGACUGGUCAUGGUUGUACUGGAUGUUUUAAACCAACGCUCUGCGUUUCACACUUUCUUUAGGGACUGCUGGUCAGGAUCUGAACUUAUCUACUGAGAGGCUGACUGCUAACAAGGCCUUAAUGAACAAAUUAUGGAAUG